This is a messenger RNA of Eruca vesicaria subsp. sativa (arugula), 861 nucleotides long. The record is from the annotation of a GenBank genome assembly. Lineage: Eukaryota; Viridiplantae; Streptophyta; Magnoliopsida; Brassicales; Brassicaceae.
AACACAAUGAAACAUCAACCACGUCCACGUCACUCAUCUCCGUCGUCAUCAUCAUCGGAAUUUGAAUUCAACGUCUCAAUCUCGCCGCGAAAAGCUUCUUCUUCGCUUUGUCCAGCAGAUGAACUCUUCUACAGAGGCCAGCUUCUUCCUCUCCAGCUUUCACCUCGUCUCUCUCUCGUCCGUACACUCUGUUCCUCUACUUCUACUUCUUCCUCCGACUUCACUUCUUCUUCCUCCGCCGCAGCACGUGACUCCACCGAAUCUUCCUCCUCCACUGACUCCACCGAUUGCUGCGACUCUUCUUCAAGGCAAAGCUCUGUUACCGAAGAAGAAGAUAUCUUCUUUAAACAUACAAAGAAGAGUGGCUUCUCACUCUCUAGACUCUCCUCUGUUUUCAAGAAAGACCCCAAAGCCGUCUCCGUCUCCGCCGCCGCUCCUCCGUCGUCGGUUAAGAGAAUGAGCUCCACGGCUAAAGAGGUUAUUCGAAAAUACAUGAAAAAGGUUAAACCUUUAUACGAUAAGUUAUCUCAGAAACAGAGCACCAACGUCGCAGCUUUGAAAACAGAGUCCUCUGUUAAAGAUUCCAGCAACAUCCCUGGAACAGGUUUUAAAACAGAGUCCUCUUUCUCAGGUAACCUAAUGAAAUACACGAGACGUGGACGGUGCGCGGCGAGCUGUCCCUCGUCGAUGAGGUCAUCUCCGAGUCACUCCGGUGUAUUGACACGUGGUCAACGAGGAGGUAGCAGCAACAACAGUGUGUCUUCUUCAAUGGAAGAGUUGCAAAGUGCUAUUCAAGGGGCUAUUGCUCAUUGCAAGAACUCAAUGUUGGAGAAGAGUUUGGUUAGUAGUCUCGAGAUCUAG